This is a messenger RNA of Ruditapes philippinarum (Manila clam), 639 nucleotides long. Its product is annotated as putative per-hexamer repeat protein 5. Bases 1 to 639 code for a protein of 212 amino acids. NCBI's taxonomy places the organism in Eukaryota, Metazoa, Mollusca, Bivalvia, Venerida, Veneridae. The record is from RefSeq and is a predicted model, not a curated record. The transcript has 2 exons.
AUGGUACUGAACUUGUUAGUGAGAGUUGGACAGGACUUGUUAGUGAGAGUGAAAGGUACAGGACUUGUUAGUAACAGUGGUACAGGACUUGUUAGUGAGAGCUGUACUGGACUUGUUAGUGAGAGUGGUACAGGUUUUGUAAGUAAAAGUGGUACAGGACCUGUAAGUAAAAGUGGUACAGGACCUGUAAGUAAAAGUGGUACAGGACCUGUAAGUAAAAGUGGUACAGGACCUGUAAGUAAAAGUGGUACAGGACCUGUAAGUAAAAGUGGUACAGGACCUGUAAGUGAAAGUGGUACAGGACCUGUAAGUAAAAGUGGUACAGGACCUGUAAGUAAAAGUGGUACAGGACCUGUAAGUAAAAGUGGUACAGGACCUGUAAGUAAAAGUGGUACAGGACCUGUAAGUGAAAGUGGUACAGGACCUGUAAGUGAAAGUGGUACAGGACCUGUAAGUGAAAGUGGUACAGGACCUGUAAGUAAAAGUGGUACAGGACCUGUAAGUAAAAGUGGUACAGGACCUGUAAGUAAAAGUGGUACAGGACCUGUAAGUGAGAGUUGUACUGGAAUUGUUAGUGAAAGUUGUACUGGACUUGUUAGUGAGAGUGUGAUUUGCCGUGGAGAUUGUAGUGAGAUUUGA